Molecule: messenger RNA, 1151 nt
Organism: Corticium candelabrum
Lineage: Eukaryota; Metazoa; Porifera; Homoscleromorpha; Homosclerophorida; Plakinidae
Product: F-box/LRR-repeat protein 2-like
Exons: 3
Coding region: 1-939 (312 amino acids)
Molecular function (GO): protein binding
Source: RefSeq, a predicted model, not a curated record
AUGGAUCGACUUCCCAACGAAAUUCUCCUCGAGAUCUUUUCCUACUUGAGUCAACGACAGCUUCUUCGUCUGCAGCUCGUUUCGCAACGUUGGAGUCAACUGGUGCGGUCUCCUCCUCUAUGGAAGAGAAUCGACGUGCUUGCCGCGUUUGCCGACGUCCCGGCGGACGUCGUUGUCGAGCAGUUGGCAACGUUUCUCGACGGAUCGCUCGUCGAGUGUCUCGAGGUCGCACGCAGUCCCCUGUCUCAUCGGGGCGUGAACGAAAUUAUGAAGAGUUUCUGUCGCGUUAAGACCCUCUCGUUGACGUCUUACCACAGAAGUCGCGAGGAAGGCAUUUGCAAAGAGUGGACGGUCAUCUGUCUGCGGAGCCUCCGCCUCGAGAGCUGUUUUGGUCUCAACGACGCCGACGCCAACACCAUAGCGACGUGCUGCAAGCAGCUCCGACGACUCGAGGUCAUCUCCUGCUGCAACUCGCUCACCGACCGCGGGAUCACCAGUUUGGCGCAAAGUUGUCGGGACCUCGAGGUACUUCGGAUCUCCGCCUCCACCUACGUCACCGACCGCGGUCUCGCUGCAUUCGCCGACUUCUCGAACAAGUUGAAGACACUCGAAUUGUCGCGCGUCGACGACCUAACCGACGAGACGCUUAUUCGUCUUGCCGGAGCGAGCUGCCAUCUCGAACACUUGGCGUUGGGAUCGGCCACAAAGGUGACGGAAGCAAGCAUUGCGGCUGUCGCUCGACUAUGUUGUAAGUUGAAGUACAUCAAGUUGGUCAACUGUGUCAACGUCAAGGUAAGCUGCGACAUUCAGGAAGCGUUUAACAUCACCGUAACGACGACCGAUAUUCCCGCCAUGGGCUCCACGUGGUACAACUAUUUGGCGGGAGCGAUGGUGCAGCGAGCGAUGGUGCUCCUGCCGUCACGUGUCAAUCGGGCGUGAGGUCGGUGCGCGCGAGCGACUGCACCGCGCGGUAAUAAAUAAUUAUUCUUUUUAACUCAGCGAUAUGGCAAUUAUCAAUAAGGUGUUGACGUCAGAAAGCGAUAUGACGUUGUGAAAUAUGAUUAGCCGUUUUGUACAAAAAUUAAGAUUGGAGAAAAAUGGCAAUAUAAAUAGACCACGCCCAUAGUUUAUCAAUAGACUAAAUACUUAAU